Molecule: messenger RNA, 627 nt
Organism: Leptopilina boulardi
Lineage: Eukaryota; Metazoa; Arthropoda; Insecta; Hymenoptera; Figitidae
Product: aspartate and glycine-rich protein-like
Exons: 1
Coding region: 1-627 (208 amino acids)
Source: RefSeq, a predicted model, not a curated record
AUGUUGUGUGAAUGUAAAUUAUUAUGUCAAAAAAAUAAACAUGGCAAUGAUAAUGGCAAUGAUAAUGGCAAUGAUAAUGGCAAUGAUAAUGGCAAUGAUAAUGGCAAUGAUAAUGGCAAUGAUAAUGGCAAUGAUAAUGGCAAUGAUAAUGGCAAUGAUAAUGGCAAUGAUAAUGGCAAUGAUAAUGGCAAUGAUAAUGGCAAUGAUAAUGGCAAUGAUAAUGGCAAUGAUAAUGGCAAUGAUAAUGGCAAUGAUAAUGGCAAUGAUAAUGGCAAUGAUAAUGGCAAUGAUAAUGGCAAUGAUAAUGGCAAUGAUAAUGGCAAUGAUAAUGCCAAUGAUAAUGGCAAUGAUAAUGGCAAUGAUAAUGCCAAUGAUAAUGGCAAUGAUAAUGGCAAUGAUAAUGGCAAUGAUAAUGGCAAUGAUAAUGGCAAUGAUAAUGGCAAUGAUAAUGGCAAUGAUAAUGCCAAUGAUAAUGGCAAUGAUAAUGUCCAAGUUAAUGGCAAUAAUAAUGACAAAAAUAAUUAUUAUAAUGAAAAUAUAAAUGUCAAUAAUAGUACCCUGGGAAAAAUUUGGUGCAUCGCUUGCCCUAAACGAAAAAUUUCUAUAUUCAAUUUACGUCAUAUUUAA